Tripterygium wilfordii is the source of this 1657-nucleotide messenger RNA. RefSeq names its product mannan endo-1,4-beta-mannosidase 7-like. NCBI's taxonomy places the organism in Eukaryota, Viridiplantae, Streptophyta, Magnoliopsida, Celastrales, Celastraceae. The record is from RefSeq and is a predicted model, not a curated record. The transcript is spliced from 5 exons. Gene Ontology annotation, molecular function: hydrolase activity, hydrolyzing O-glycosyl compounds. The coding region runs from base 166 to 1425 and encodes 419 amino acids.
ACGUAAAUGAGGGGUAAUAACUGACAUGUAUGGCGACAAAUGUUUUUGCUGAGCUUUUCAAAAGUCCAUUUGGAUUAUCCCCAACUUGCCUUAAACACAAGCAAGCACAAUUGCACCGAAUAAAGGCAUUUAUAAGAACAGACAAACAGGAUCAGAAUUUCGUUGAUGGAGAUGGAGAGGCAUUGGAGUACUCUGUUUUUAUUUGUUCUUCUGUUGAUUCAAAAGCAGGGGAUGUUUCACCUGGUAGAAGCAGAUGAUGGGUUUGUGAGAACACAAGGAGUUCAAUUUGUGUUGAAUGGGAGCCCAUUUUAUGCAAAUGGGUUCAACGCGUACUGGCUCAUGUAUUUCGCCGCAGACCCAUCUCUGAGAACCAAGGUCACCUCCGUAUUUCAAGAAGCCAGAGACUACGGCCUCACCAUUGCAAGAGCUUGGGCUUUCGGGGAUGGUGGAGAUCAGCCUCUACAGUACUCUCCUGGCUCCUAUAAUGAGCAAAUGUUCCAGGGGUUGGAUUUCGCUAUAUCCGAAGCUAAUAGACAUGGGAUUAAGCUUGUGUUGAGUCUGGUGAACAAUUAUGAUCAAUAUGGAGGGAAGAAACAGUAUGUGAACUGGGCAAGAAAUCAAGGGCAGUCCAUUUCUUCUGAUGAUGAAUUCUUUAGCAACUCUGUGGUCAAGGACUACUACAAGAACCACAUCAAGACUGUUCUUAUGAGAAGAAACAGUGUGAGUGGAGUUGCUUACAAAGAUGACCCAACAAUAAUGGCAUGGGAGCUGAUAAACGAGCCCAGAUGCAACUCUGAUCUAUCAGGCAAAUCUAUCCAGGCUUGGAUUACAGAUAUGGCAUCCUACUUGAAAUCUGUUGAUGGAAACCAUUUACUAGAAGUGGGUCUUGAAGGUUUCUAUGGACAGACAUCAGCUGAUAAGCAACAAUACAACCCAAACUUCCAAGUAGGAACAGAUUUCAUUGCCAACAAUCAGAUCGCUGGUGUUGAUUUCGCAACAGUUCACUCGUACCCAGAUCAAUGGUUACCUGGCUCGAGCUGCGAAACCCAGAAUUCAUUCUUGAACAAUUGGCUCAACAUUCACAUCCAAGAUGCGCAGAACAUCCUUAACAAGCCAGUUCUCUUUGCGGAGUUUGGAAAAUCUGCCAAAACUUCUCCAUAUGACCAAAGGGAUGAGCUCUUUGAUAAAAUCUACUCUGCAAUUUAUUCAUCAGCUAGCAGUGGAGGUGCAGCGGCUGGUGGCCUGUUCUGGCAACUUUUAACCGAAGGAAUGGACUCGUACCGGGAUGGUUAUGAGGUUAUCUUCAGUGAGAACCCUUCAACAGCUAGCAUUGUCUCUCAACAGUCACAAAAGCUUAACCGGAUCCGGAAGAUGUAUGCGAGAUUGCGAAACGUGGAGAAGUUGACGCAGGAAAGGGGAGAUUAAAAGGGCAGAAUGGUGGACAGAGAACAAUGGGAAUGAUACAGGAAAUUGAGUGAAGCUCAGGUAAAAUACAAAAGAUGCAAUAUAGCUAGAAAGAUUGAAGAACUGAUGCAUUAUAAUGUUUCAAAUAUGUAGAAUGCUCAUCAUAGAAAGUAAGCUUAUUCGCUUUGUCUAAAGAGCUAAUCUUUUAUCCAAGAAACUAAUCAAAGCCGGCAGGCAUGGUUAUUCAUUAAAA